Molecule: messenger RNA, 435 nt
Organism: Phytophthora nicotianae INRA-310
Lineage: Eukaryota; Oomycota; Peronosporomycetes; Peronosporales; Peronosporaceae
Exons: 1
Coding region: 1-435 (144 amino acids)
Source: RefSeq, a predicted model, not a curated record
AUGCGCCGUCGUGGUGCUUCCAGCAGACAUCGUCGCUGCCAUUGCAGAGAUCUCGGAGCUCAAGUGGUGAGCAACGCAGUGUUCAUACACUUCGCGCGUCCCCGACCCACCCCAAUGCAUUUAUGCAACCAGAGGACAACGCCUGUAUAUUCUCGCGCUGCUAUAGUAUUUAUCUCCACCGAAAACAAUCCAAUUACAUCAACUCCCAGCAGAGUGAACAGUCCGUCCCAUGAAAGAGCCCCAACAGAAGUCACUCCGUCUUCACGUAACAACUCAAGCUGUCAAGCUGAAGAAAUUCAUCGAAGCUCGUCCAAACAUGGAGUGGUGCAUUCGGGCACGUCUAAUCAACAUCUCAAAAGAUAUAGAAUGUUCAAAUUGAUAUCUCGACGGGUUCUCUUAAAUGCUUUGAUUAAGCUGUUUUUUCUCUCACAAUAA